This is a messenger RNA of Chara braunii, 1045 nucleotides long. Lineage: Eukaryota; Viridiplantae; Streptophyta; Charophyceae; Charales; Characeae. The record is from the annotation of a GenBank genome assembly.
CCGACUGCAGCGUCAAGGAGGAGGAGUAGUAACGCUGAGCAGAGAGAUGGAAGACUCGCUGGCUUCCGUUGGACGUAUGGGGAAGCAGUUGUUGGAUCGACAUAGGAAAACCGAGGACGCACAAAGAGAAGCCGGGGAGAAGAAGAAAUGCGAGGAAGACAAGAAGGCCGCAAAAGAGGAGGCGGCGAGGAUUGAGAUGGAAAAGAAACGCGCGAAGAGAGAUAAGGAGCAAAGAAGGCAAUGGGAGUUGAAGAAGAUCCUAGCAGAACAGAGAGAGGAAUACGAGGAGAAGCUGGCGCAGAUUGUGGGCUCAGGGAUGAAAGGAGCAACGAUCGGAGGAAAGAAGAAGAAGAAAGAGAAGGCUCCUGCACCAUCAUCGGGAUCUGAAGAGGAUAAUGAAGGAGAGGAAGAAGCUACCCCUUUGAAAGAUAAGAGGAAACGCCGAGAGUCGACGGGAGCGGCAGCAAACAACUCGCCUGUUGAAAAUACACCGAAACAAGAAAAGCCCGAAGACGCCGCUACUCCAGGAAGCGCCAGAGCAAGGAAAGGGAGAGGGAGGCCAUCGAGAGCAGAUACCCAAGCGGCGAGAAUGGAGAAGGGUCAAGACCCAUGGGAAGGAGUUCCCAUGGGCGACAAGUUUGCAACAGAAGCAGCGUUUCGAAAGGCCGUUAGGAAGACCCUGCGGUCCUUCUAUCCGGAUACGCUGAAGAUGAUGUGUAAGGGAGCCGGACUGCCCUUUUACGGCGUAAAUGACGCUGUUGAUGUUCUGGCAGAGUUAUGGGUGACUUACUGUUACAAGCGGAAGAAUGCAGGCUCGGUGUCAGGUAAGGGUACGGAUGAUGAGCAGAUGAGGGGGGAGAUUCAGGAUCCCUAGGUCGAGUCAAACGUGUAACUUAGAGUCGUGGAAAAUAUUGUUGGAAUUCAUUGAAUGUCGACGUUGGUGUAAAUUGAGUACAAAGGCUAGAGGCCUAGUCGCACUAGUAGAGAAGAUUCUGAGAAAUGCGCUGCUGUUGCUAAUUCUUGAGAAUGAAAUCGCUUGGGGACG